Molecule: messenger RNA, 2017 nt
Organism: Gossypium raimondii (Peruvian cotton)
Lineage: Eukaryota; Viridiplantae; Streptophyta; Magnoliopsida; Malvales; Malvaceae
Product: aspartic proteinase Asp1
Exons: 8
Coding region: 506-1786 (426 amino acids)
Biological process (GO): proteolysis
Molecular function (GO): aspartic-type endopeptidase activity
Source: RefSeq, a predicted model, not a curated record
UGUUUGACUUGUUUCUUCCAUUUUUCUUUUCUUUUUUUAAAGGAAUUAUUUAUUUUUAUAUAUUGGUCAGAUAACGUGUUCAUGGUUUAGAAUGAUUCCAAAGAACAUACCACUGUGCAAACAAUCCUCCCCCAUCUAAGAGGAAAGGAAGCAAAGAACCUAUUGGCAUUGGCAACACUACACCAGAAGAACAAAACCUCUUUAUUAAUAAUCGGAAAUACCAUUGAAUGGGAAAUUUCAAGAACCAAGCAAUUCUCCUGCAUUGUUUAUAUUACCUACAAGAAAAGCACCCUUUGGUAGAUUCUCGACAUUAAAUACCAGAUAUGUUUCGUUAAUCAAUUCAAGGCCCUAUAUAUAAACAUACAAAAAAAAAGGCCGAAACCAGAAUAAAACUAAUAGUCUUAGUCUCGUUUCUUUCUGCCAUUUUUUUUAUAACGAAUAGCCCAAGUGAAAGUUCCUCACAAUCAUUUGUCAUUCAAAGAGGGGAAGCUCAAAACAGUGAUCAAUGAGAAAAGGGCAAGUGAAUGUGUUCUUUUUGUUACUGUUUUUGAGUCUCUCUUCAGCUUCUGAUCAGAAAUGGAGGAAAGCAAUGAUGUCAGCUUACAACGGUUCUUCUUCUUCUUCUUCCAUGAUGAUGAAUAGAGUUGGGUCCUCCAUCCUGUUCCCAAUUCAUGGAAAUGUGUAUCCAACAGGGUACUAUAAUGUUACCAUCAAUAUAGGUCACCCUCCCAAGCCUUACUUUCUUGAUCUUGAUACUGGAAGCGACCUCACAUGGCUCCAAUGCAACGCUCCAUGCGUCCAUUGUAUUGAGGCACCUCACCCGCUUUACCAACCCAGCAAUGACCUAGUUGCCUGUAGACAUCCGCUAUGUGCAGCAUUGCAUCCGCCUGACUACAAAUGUGAAAGUCCAGACCAGUGUGACUAUGAGGUUGAGUAUGCAGAUGGUGGUUCAUCCCUUGGAGUCCUUGUGCGAGACGUGUUUUCUUUAAACUAUACAAAUGGAGUUCGACUCAGUCCUCGUUUGGCCCUCGGAUGUGGCUAUGAUCAAAUUCCGGGCACAUCUUACCAUCCCUUGGAUGGAAUACUUGGCCUUGGAAGAGGAAAAUCUAGCAUUGUGUCACAACUUCAGAGCCAGGGUUUGGUGCGGAAUGUCGUAGGCCACUGUUUAAGCGGAAGAGGUGGCGGAUUUCUUUUCUUCGGGGAUGGUCUCUAUGAUUCUUCACAUGUGACUUGGACAUCAAUGUCACAGGAGUUUACAAAAUACUAUUCCCCGGGAAGUGCAGAACUACACUUCGGUGGGAAAGCUACCGGUAUUAAAAAUCUCAUCGUAAUUUUUGACAGUGGGAGCUCUUACACUUACCUUAAUUCUCAGGCUUAUCAAGCAUUAACAUUGUUGUUGAAAAAAGAACUAAGCGGACGGUCGCUAAAGGAAGCCCCGGAGGACCAGACACUCCCACUAUGUUGGAAAGGUCGAAAGCCUUUCAGAAGUGUGCACGAUGCCAAGAAAUACUUCAAGACCUCACUGGCUUUGGCCUUUGCAAAUAGUGGCAGAAGAAAAACCCAGUUUGAAUUACACCCUGAAGCUUACCUUAUAAUAUCAAACAAGGGAAAUGUUUGCUUGGGAAUUCUAAAUGGAACACAAGUGGGGCUGCAAAAUUUGAAUGUCAUUGGAGACAUAUCAAUGCAAGACAGAAUGGUGGUUUAUGACAAUGAGAAACAAGUGAUAGGAUGGAGCCCUGCAAAUUGUGAUCAUCUUCCUAGGUUCAAAUCUGCUUAUUAUAUGUGAACAACAUAUGAUACCUUCAAUCUUAGGUAGUGUUAUGCAGAAGAUUACCCACAAACCAUGAAUGUGUCUACUUUGUAUAUAUAUUUGUAUGGUUAUACGUCUAAUUUAUUUUCUUAAUAUAUAUAAUAACCAAAAGAAAGAAUGUGUAGUAUUCUGAUUUCAAUAAAAAAUGUCUAUUAUUGAGAGCAAAUAAUCAUAAAAAAUAAAAUAAGGCAGUAAUAUGAAGUGUAA